Messenger RNA from Pocillopora damicornis (cauliflower coral), 1703 nucleotides. RefSeq lists its product as uncharacterized. The record is from RefSeq and is a predicted model, not a curated record. Gene Ontology annotation, cellular component: signaling receptor complex; cell surface; plasma membrane. Gene Ontology annotation, molecular function: calcium ion binding. Gene Ontology annotation, biological process: establishment or maintenance of epithelial cell apical/basal polarity; Notch signaling pathway; heterophilic cell-cell adhesion. NCBI's taxonomy places the organism in Eukaryota, Metazoa, Cnidaria, Anthozoa, Scleractinia, Pocilloporidae.
CUCAUCGGAGUGACUAAUGCGAUCGUCCGUUUUUUGGAUUUUCAAGGUUUUCCGACGUACAAUUAUGGGUUAAACUAAGGGAUAAAAUGUGGAUUCGGCUAUGAUCGGCGACAAUGUUUCAAGACCUGGUCCGUCUCUUGCUUGUGGUUGUUUUCAUGAUUAUUGUUCAACAAGGAAGCACACGAGAUGUCAAACAAAAACAUGGCCAGUUUUUGAACGCAACGAAAACUCAAAACAUUUCUACAAAUGGAUCUGCACAUCAUAAUAACAAGUUCAAAACGAACGCAACCAUUUCUGGUAAACGUCUCGGUAAAACGAGGAAAAAUCGAGGUAUUUCAUUAGCUACGCUUGCGGGACUCAACCGAGCAGCUCUUGGUAUCAACCCUCUCACGGUGCCAUAUGGAACAAGGCUGGCUUCUUUGGGUUAUCAGCAAACCCCUGCUUUGCAGCAGCUAGUCCCAACCACUGGUGGAUUGAUCCAAAGCCCAGCUGCUGUUAGACUUCCAUACGGAAUUCAACUCGCCAGGCUGUUGCCUGCUUUGAAUCUUUAUCGAAAUAGAUUACAACUGCCAACUAGUACAGGAGGUAUGGCUGCCGACGUGCACGUUUACAAAAAUCCUAAUAGAUUGAAAUACGAUUCGAUUCCUCUUAAACCUUCCAUCGAGCAACAGGAGUUAAUGGGAAACGGACUGAGUUUACCUGCCCUGCUUCAGCUAAGCUCCGCUGGGGUUCAGGGUCUUUCUGACUUGUCAGAUGAAAGUGAAGCUGACUUGGACGAGCUUGGAGGUGUUUGUUUGACGAAACCCUGUCACAAUGGCGGAUCAUGUGUUAACAUUGGUGAAACAUUUGAAUGUAUUUGCAGAAAAGGUUUUACUGGAAAAAGGUGUAAAGAGCGGAAUCCAUGUUUGCCUAAUCCUUGCCAAAAUGAGGGACAGUGUGCAGUUUCAGGCUCAAGCUUCGACUGUUCUUGUUCCAUUGGCUGGAAAGGGGAAAGAUGUGAAGAGCCCAACAAAUGCCAUCCUAAUCCGUGCAUGAACGGAGGGUCUUGCACAGCGUUACAGUUUGAUUAUGAAUGCACCUGUCCACAUGGAUUUCGUGGGAAAAACUGUGAAGAGAAACGGUCCGGUUGUUCUGAAAACCCUUGUCAUAACGAUGGACACUGCAUCGAAACAUCAUCAGGAAACUUUGAGUGUGUUUGUAGGUCGGGCUUUUCGGGAGUGACAUGCGCAGUGACUCAGAACAAGUGUUUACAAAACCCAUGCGAAAACGGAGGGACUUGCAUUGAUUCUCUGAGUGGGGUGGGAUAUGAGUGUCGUUGUCCAAACGGAUACAAAGGAGUCAACUGCGCAGAAAGAAGUCCAUGCCAACCGGGCACUUGUGAAAACGGUGGAACUUGUUUCGAAACAGAGAGUGGCUUUAGAUGUCUGUGUCGUGCGGGUUAUAGUGGAAAAACGUGUUCAGUGCGGCAUAGCUGUCAACCAGACGUUUGUAAGAAUGGCGCCAAGUGUAUUGAGCAUGACAGUGGCUUUCGAUGUAUUUGUCCUUCCGGAUACAAAGGCUCUUAUUGCGAUGAAAUAGACCACUGUCGCCCCAAUCCUUGCCAACAUGGCGGAGACUGCAUAGAAACAGAAAACGGUUUUAAGUGUCACUGCCAAGCACAGUAUCAGGGAUUACGGUGCGAAGGUAAGCUGGCGAAAAACUAA